This is a messenger RNA of Paralichthys olivaceus (Japanese flounder), 1728 nucleotides long. The record is from RefSeq and is a predicted model, not a curated record. NCBI's taxonomy places the organism in Eukaryota, Metazoa, Chordata, Actinopteri, Pleuronectiformes, Paralichthyidae.
CGUGGAGAAUCGCUUCCGUAAUUACGCAGCGUAAUCGACCAAUGGAAUAGCAAAGUCUCGUGACGCCAUUUCCUGACCGGUAGUUUUGCGGGAAGUUUGGUGCUGGUGCAGUUCAGUCUGCAGUCAGCGAUAAACAACAAAGUGAAGAUGCCACCCAAAGCCAAGGCUGCAGGGAAAGGAAGAGCUCCGGCUAAGAGGAAACUGGCAGAGGAGUUCCCACCAGGGGAAGUGUUGACUGACACCGGGAAGAAGGCCUGGAAACUGGGGACUCCAAUCGGUCAGGGGGGAUUUGGUCUCUUAUAUCUGGCUGAUGAAAAUUCUGCAAAAUCUGUUGGUGCAGAUGCUCGCUAUGUCAUCAAAGUGCAGCAGAUUAGCUUGCAGCCUUGCUGCCCGGCUCCCCCCACAGAAUUCUACUCUUAUUACUAUGAGCAUCACAGCCAUCACCCACUUACACCAGCACCAGUUAACACCUUGUACACAGGAUAUUUCAGUAACCACACCGACUUGAUGGAGAGAUUCAGUAUGUUCUCUUGUCCUGCAGUCCAAAAUUGGAUGAAAUGUCACAAGCUGAAAAAUCUGGGAGUUCCCAGGUACUGGGGCUCAGGUCUGCAUGAGAGAGGAGGGAAAAGGUACAGGUUCAUGGUUAUUGACAGGCUUGGCACAGAUCUGCAGAAGAAGUUUGAAGAAUGUGGAAAGAGGUUCCCCAGAAAACUGGUUCUGCAGCUUGGUCUUUGUCUGCUGGAUAUUUUGGAAUAUAUCCAUGACCAUGAAUAUGUACACGCUGACAUUAAAGCAUCAAACCUCAUGUUAAGCCACACUGAUCCCAACCAGGUUUACUUGGUAGAUUAUGGGCUGGCAUACAGGUACUCUCCUGAUGGUGUCCCCAAAGAGUACAAGGAAGACCCCAAGAGAUGUCAUGAUGGUACCAUUGAGUUCACGAGCAUCGACGCCCAUAAAGGAGCAUCUGCAUGUAGGCGGAGCGACCUGGAGAUCCUGUGCUACUGCAUGGUUCAGUGGUUGUGUGGUCGGCUGCCCUGGGAGGACAAGCUGCAGGACCCCAUCUACGUCAGAGACUCCAAAAUUAGGUGUCAAGAAAACAUCUCACAGUUUAUGAACAAGUGUUUCUCUGCUCAAGACAAGCCAGAUGAAAUCGAGAAGUUCAUGGAGGGGAUUAAAUCUCUGGGAUACCAAGACAAACCACCCUACGAGAAGCUGCGCUCCAUCCUGUUGACCGGACUGAAGAGCAUCCAGUCUAAAGAUGAUGGCAAGCUGGAGUUCCUUCCUGCCAAUGGAGCUGUAUCACUUCCUGCUCAGAAAACAGCCAAGAGAAAAAAAGCAGAUGAGGAGAGGGAGGUGGAUGCAAGUUCCCCAAAGAAAAAGAGAGUCACAAAGAAAAAAGAAGUGAAUAGAGUGAAGAGUCCGAAAAAGACUCCAAGAACAAGAAAGGUGCCCAACAGUGGAAAACAGAGUGACCCAAAAUCCAUGUUAGUGGAGAUGGGGACCCAGACCACACCUGGACUAGCCCAAAAAUCCAGAGGCAGACCCAAGAAGACCAUCACCUGAACAUCAACCAGUCUAUACUUGUCUUUCCAUCCUCUUAAAAAUCACUUUUAAGUUUUAUAUGAUAAUUUAGAUAAUUUCUGUCUGUCAUACACUGGUGGUGGUAGUUUGAUUGGCUUUUGUGUGGUUUAAGCAGAACCAUUGUAAUAAAGAAGAAAUUAAAUAUUC